AUGGCAGACGAAGACGUCGAACUUGUGCUCGGACUGCUACCGCGCUCCUAUUUCUUUUCACAAGAACCGCUACCUCGAAACUAUGAAGAAGGAGUAGCAUAUAUCCAGCAGUUGGAACGGACGCGCGCCGAAGCCACCGCUACGCCACUCUCUUCCUUGUUACCUCGUGAAUUCACUCCCUCCGACGCCUGGACCGAAUCUGUAGCAGCAACUUCCACAACCAAAUAUCAUCGGGUAUCCCCCUUCCCCGACGUUCUACUCUCCGCAGCGCGGCCCCAAGACAUGGUCAUUACCGUCUCGAAGCCUAUCCGAGCGCAAGUGGACACCUUUACCCAGGUUUACUUGGGAACGUUACGUGUUGGCGCUGGAAAACCUCGUAGUGUAUGCCUCAAGAUAUACCAGCAAAGUCUAUGUCAAUUCCCGAAAGAAGACUGUUUCGAUGAGAAUGAUGACUGGUCAGAUAUAUGGCGCAGCGCGGCGCAAACUGCGGCUAUCGAAGCUUGGGCUUACCGUCAACUGAAGUCGUUCCAAGGAUCCCUGAUCCCUUACUCAUUCGGCUUCUACAAGAUACGCUUGCCAAAUGAUGAAAUAUCCAUCGUGCAUGUACUGGAGUACCUAGAUGCUAUACGGCUAUCCGAUUUGGACAGGGCCACUAUCGAACAGCGUGUUCGCUGUGAUAUAUUUGACGUCAUCGAUGACCUACUGUCAAAGCUGGAUCAAAUGCACGCAAUGGGUGUCGUACAUGGCGAUAUAAACUGGCAUAAUGUCAUGUUGAUGCGACAGAUCCCAGACGAUGAUCCAUCGUCUGCGCUAGUAGUGAUUGAUUUCAACCUCGCUCAACCUUCGGACGAAAGCAACAAGUUCCACGACGCCGUACACACUGUGGAGCUGUUCCGAAAGCUCAACGUGCCAAUGAAGGAUAUCGAAGAAUGGUAUAUGCGUUGCACCACAUCAACACCACGUCCACAGUGGCUUUCGAUGUUUUGUGCUCAUGGCGCCGACAACGCGUACUUCAAUGCAUGGCAGAUGAGAACGUAUUGGCUAGAAAUUUAG
This is a messenger RNA of Punctularia strigosozonata HHB-11173 SS5, 1053 nucleotides long. RefSeq lists its product as uncharacterized. Bases 1 to 1053 code for a protein of 350 amino acids. Gene Ontology annotation, molecular function: ATP binding; protein kinase activity. Gene Ontology annotation, biological process: protein phosphorylation. The transcript has 5 exons. Lineage: Eukaryota; Fungi; Basidiomycota; Agaricomycetes; Corticiales; Punctulariaceae. The record is from RefSeq and is a predicted model, not a curated record.